This is a messenger RNA of Guyanagaster necrorhizus, 421 nucleotides long. RefSeq lists its product as uncharacterized. Gene Ontology annotation, biological process: proton transmembrane transport; vacuolar acidification. Gene Ontology annotation, cellular component: vacuolar proton-transporting V-type ATPase, V0 domain. The record is from RefSeq and is a predicted model, not a curated record. Gene Ontology annotation, molecular function: proton-transporting ATPase activity, rotational mechanism. The transcript is spliced from 4 exons. NCBI's taxonomy places the organism in Eukaryota, Fungi, Basidiomycota, Agaricomycetes, Agaricales, Physalacriaceae. Bases 85 to 300 code for a protein of 71 amino acids.
ACGAAUAUCGGGCAUUGCCGCUCCGUCGCCGAGGUCUAAAUAAUUCCCACGAUCCUUGUCCUCUACUACUAUUAUUCUCUCGACAUGACGUCCAUCAUUCCUGUAUUCCUGGUCCUGGUCAUCGCAGCAGCUCUUAUGACAGCGUCAGCGCUCUUCGUACCCAAAGGACCAAAUCAAAUUGUCAUACGGACAGGCCUGAUGCUUGCACUUGCAGCGUGCUAUCUAAUGUGGAUGGUGACCUAUAUGGCUCAACUGCAUCCCUUGAUUGCCCCCGUGGUGUCAGCAAGGUUGGAGGAGUAAUCCUUGUUUUGUUGACUUCUAUUGCUUUCCAAUAUAUACCAGCUUGUAUCCUUUAAUAUUACAUGGACUUCAGAUCCGAUAUAUGAAAGAAAGUUUUCAAAAUGUAUGAAUAUCGUCGCUU